Molecule: messenger RNA, 573 nt
Organism: Erinaceus europaeus (western European hedgehog)
Lineage: Eukaryota; Metazoa; Chordata; Mammalia; Eulipotyphla; Erinaceidae
Gene: LST1
Product: leukocyte specific transcript 1
Exons: 4
Coding region: 119-391 (90 amino acids)
Biological process (GO): immune response; dendrite development; cell morphogenesis
Cellular component (GO): membrane
Source: RefSeq, a predicted model, not a curated record
GGCCCCAACACUUUACAAAUGAGGAACUCAAGGCACGUGACUCACCCCAGGCCUUUCAGCCAAACCCAGCAGGAGCUAAAUUUCCUAACCUUCAGGCCAGUCUUUGGUCUCCAACCUAAUGGCAACUUGUAAGAGCUGGACAACCGAUCUAUGUUUUACUGUAUCUUAUGGAGCAUUGGGAGGGGUCCUGCUCCUAAUUGUGGUCCUUCUAUCCGUAUGUCUGUGUUGGCUCCAUCGGAGAGUGAGGAGGCUGGAGAGGAGCUGGUCCCAGCCUUCAGAGCAGGAGCUCCACUAUGCAUCUCUGCAGAGGCUGCCUGACAGUGAAAGAGAAGGCAUCAAAGAGGACCCCAGUGCUGACUACGCCUGCAUUGCCCAAAACAAAGCCACAUGACAGGCCCCAAAUGACUCCCUCAACCCAGGGGUGCCUGCCAGAGUUGUCUUAUGGUUCACCUAAUAAAAGCCUUUGUCUUGCAGGCACAGGGUCCUGGGUUUUUUCCACAUCAUCAUGCAAAAUGUCAGAACAGUAAUUUAAUCUCAUAAUAUCCAAACUUAAUUAAAAAAAAUUUUAAAGUC